Eurytemora carolleeae is the source of this 2058-nucleotide messenger RNA. RefSeq lists its product as uncharacterized. Lineage: Eukaryota; Metazoa; Arthropoda; Copepoda; Calanoida; Temoridae. The transcript is spliced from 10 exons. The record is from RefSeq and is a predicted model, not a curated record. Bases 6 to 1274 code for a protein of 422 amino acids.
GUAAAAUGACGAAAACAGAUUCUGAAAAUGGCAGGCUGGAAUUAGAAAAUGCAAACGACAGAAGUAUUAUUUCUGAAUAUCCAAAUGGAAAAAUGAAAUCAGAGUUGCAUAAUCAUAAUCCUUCUUCUGUCAGGGAAGCUGGUGUAAGUAAGUCUAAUUCCUCGCUAAGCAGUUUGAACAGCCAGGGAUCGGUCAACUCUGGUAAUGAAGAUUCGCCAAGGAGAAUAAUGGGGAUAAAGUGGACUCAGGGAGGACGAAGCAGACUCGGAAAAGGGACAAAAAACCUACUGGAUAAAUGGAAAACUCAUGCCUCUAAAUCUAUUGACCUAAGUGGAAAAGAUAACAUGUUGUCAGGUAAUCCGGAGCUAAAUGAGAGCAAAGAAGAAGUCAAUGGCGGUGACAUGGAAAAGAAGUCAACUUGGAAGGAACAUGUGUGGAGCACGUUUAUUCACAGAGGAUAUAGCGAUGAUGUUACAGAAUCAGAACCUAAGAUGGAUGGAAGAGAGUUUCUGACUGAAUUUCAGAUCGAUAAAUUCAGAUAUUUCUUCUAUCAUGUACUAGAUCUUAAUAAUGAUCAUGUUAUCUCUGAAGAGGAUUUUUUAAAGCUCAACGAUAGGAUAAGGCACUAUAUGGAUUGGUCAGUAAAUACCAUUCAAUUUUUAGCACUGAAAGAAGUUCAUAAUAUAUUUCAGGAAUGCUUUCUGUACACAGCUGCGGAGAUUGAACGCAGUAAAACUAAACCUGAACACUGGGACCCGUUCUCCAAACCAGCAGAAAUAGAGGCAAAGUGCUGUGUGGCAUUAGAAGAAUGGUUGGAUGUUUGGGGAAACUUAGUAUCAAAAGCAAGAAACAUUCAUGACUUACCAAUGUGGCUACAGUACUAUCCUAAGAUAUUGUUUGACACAAUAAACAGAAGUGGUUCAGGAGUAAUCUCUAAAAACGAGCUUCGGUUGUUCUACACAGCUUUCCUGGACGUAGGAAAACUAGGGGAAAAGAAAAUAAGGUGUAUAACGGACAAAGCAUACACUGCUAUGACAUCAAACGGAGAUGUGAAAUUAACUUUUCACAUUUAUAAACUCAGUUUUCUUAAUUUUCUUCUUGGAAGACAACCAAACGGUCCUGGACAAUUUAUUUUUGGAUCUGUGCCAUCAACUUCAGGGAGAGCAAUAUUCACAGUCGACUACAGCGCCCUCAACACAAGAGACGAAGAAAGGGAAACAUUCUCACAGCUAAAACUAGAACACAAGGGUUCCAGGAAGUCAAUAGUUGUAUGAUCAUAUUAAUUAAUAUUUAUGAAUUAUCAUUAUCAAUUAUCAAUUUUACAUUUUCCACUUUAAUCGUUCUCUGAUCUUUACUUUUUGCUUAUUCAUUACCAUUAUAUGCAUAAUCAUUAUUAUUCCAAGAAUGAAAAAAUGUGUCAUGGUAGUUUAUGAUAAGGUGUACACCUGAAAACAAUUCAUAUUGCAAAAAUAAACAAACACUCGGAAGUUGGUUAGUUUACUAUACACAAUCAUUUCAAAACUUCUGACUACUGAUACUUAUUGUCCUUUAAUAUUAUGUUUGCCGCAGAAGUGGAGCAAAGAUCGACCCUUUCCGGCUCAACAUAUCUUUUUAAUAUAUAUGACUUGUCCGUCUGUUAGGGUGUUUGUAUCUGUUAACCGUCAAAACAGGUGAACCAAUUGGGCUUAUAUUUUCUGUUGUAACUAACAAGAUAUAUACGGGAAGGUUUAAAGACGGUGCAGUGCAGAUGGAGUUUCAUAUAUGGUAGGAAUGCAACCUUGUGUACUGUAUAAGUGGGAAUAUUUCCGGGGUAUUGUGAAAACAAUUGACUUUAUAAAGCCAGUUGUAAACAAGCCACGCAUUUGUAUUUUGAUUAGAAGUACAGUACGAAUAGUUUCCCAAUGUACAAAAUAGCAGGACAUUCUAUAACGCAUUUUCUGAUUUUGUGUUCAAUCUGAAGUAAUUUCAUUAAUGCUUUUACUGUAAACUAUUUCAAACGUUUUUAAACUUUAAAAACAUGGCAGGGUGUAAAUAAGGGAGUUAUUAGGGCUAGUACCC